AUGCAGAAGCCAUUGACCCUCUUCUCGCCCCCGAGCCCCGCGGAACACGCCGCAUUCGGCCCCUUGGGCUCCAGACAACACCUCUACUCCUCGCGCUUCGUCGGCACCGAGUUCCCCGAGCCCAUCGAAGAUGAGCCGCCCUACUACUUCCUCAUCACCACCUACAUCUCCUACCUCAUCCUCAUCAUCUUCGGCCACGUCCGCGACUUCUUCGGCAAGCGUUUCAUGCAGGACUCAUACAAGCAUUUGCGGGAAAGAGACGGGUACGCGCCGCUCAACAGCGACUUUGACAAUUUCUACAUUCGACGCCUGCAGCUGCGGAUCAACGACUGCUUCCGUCGCCCGGUGACUGGGGUGCCGGGCCGCUUCAUCACCCUGCUCGAUCGAGAGAGUGACGACUUCAAUUUGAGCUUCAAAUUGAAAGGCACCACCACCGAGACCUUGAACAUGUCUUCUUACAACUACCUCGGCUUCGCUCAAUCCGAGGGCGAAUGCGCCGAUGCGGCCGAACAGAGCAUCAGGAAAUACGGAAUCUCCUUUUGCUCCCCGCGCGCGGAUUGCGGAACCAGCGAUCUGCACUUGCAGGUGGAAAACCAGGUGGCGAACUUUGUGGGCAAAGAAGCCGCGACGAUCCACAGCAUGGGCUUUGUGACGAACGCUACCAUCUUCCCUGCGCUGGUCGGGAAGGGAUGCUUGAUCAUCUCCGAUCAGCUCAACCAUUCGUCCAUUCGAUUCGGUGCUAGACUUUCCGGGGCGGUAAUUGACAUGUUCAAGCACAACGACAUGUCCGAGCUGGAGCGCUUGCUGCGCGAACGCAUCUCUCAAGGACAACCGCGUACCCAUCGACCGUGGAGGAAGAUCCUGGUGGCCGUUGAGGGGCUGUACAGCAUGGAAGGCACGCUGGCCAACCUCCCGGGACUCGUUGCAUUGAGGAAGAAGUACAAGUUCGCCCUGUACGUCGACGAGGCGCACUCUAUUGGUGCGAUUGGCCCCCGAGGCCGCGGCAUCUGCGACUACUUCGGCAUCCCGCCCAGCGAAGUCGACAUUCUCAUGGGCACCUUCACCAAGUCGUUCGGGGCCAACGGCGGCUACGUCGCCGGCUCGCAAGCCCUCAUCGAUAAGAUCCGCGUCACCAACGCCGGCAACAUUUUCGGCGAGACGCCCACGCCCGCCGUCCUGACACAAAUCUCCGUCAGCCUGAAAAUCAUCAACGGCGACCUGGUGCCCGGGCAAGGCGAAGAGCGCCUGCAACGCCUCGCCUUCAACUCCCGCUACCUGCGCCUAGGCCUCAAGCGCCUCGGGUUCAUCGUGUACGGGCAUGACGACAGCCCCAUCAUCCCGCUCCUUCUCUACCACCCCGCCAAAAUCCCCGCCUUCUCCCACGAAAUGCUCAAGCGCAAGAUCGCCGUCGUCGUUGUCGGCUACCCCGCGACGCCGCUCAUUUCUUCGCGCGCGCGCUUCUGCGUUUCCGCCGCGCACACCAAGGACGACCUCGACCGCUUGCUGGCCGCCUGCGACCAGGCGGGCGAUGUGCUGCAGUUGAAGUUCAGCUCGGGCGUGGCGGGCGGGCAGGAGGCGAUGCACGACGGGCUGAUGAACGAGAAGCAGAACGAGAUGCGCGCGCGGCUGGAGAGUGGGAGUGAGGUCGUGGUCACACCGCCCCGGUGGCGGUUGGAGGAUGUGAUUCGAUGCGGCGUGGCGGACGUGAAGCAGCCGCUUUACUGA
Molecule: messenger RNA, 1725 nt
Organism: Neohortaea acidophila
Lineage: Eukaryota; Fungi; Ascomycota; Dothideomycetes; Mycosphaerellales; Teratosphaeriaceae
Product: serine palmitoyl transferase subunit 2
Exons: 2
Coding region: 1-1725 (574 amino acids)
Biological process (GO): ceramide biosynthetic process; sphingosine biosynthetic process
Cellular component (GO): serine palmitoyltransferase complex
Molecular function (GO): serine C-palmitoyltransferase activity; pyridoxal phosphate binding
Source: RefSeq, a predicted model, not a curated record